UUUUGACUUCACUUUGUCUCUCCGAUCUGAGCACCACACACCGAUCGCCAUGAAGUGCUUGAACAACCGGGCUGAGAGCCACCUCACCGGGCAGGUGGAGUGCGAGCUGGGCAGCAUGGGCACCGGGGCUUGGGUGAACCACGGCUACUGUGCUUCCCCUCCACCUUUACCCCGGGCUGUCAGCACCAUCUAUAGCCCCCAGCCCGUCUUUCACAACUCCAUGGACACUAUGUACAAAAAAGAUGCACCAGGCCGGUUCCAAGAGGAACCCUCGUCCUCUGACCAAAAGGUGAUGAAGAAAAGAGGAGGAUGCUGCUCUUUUAUUAAAGGGUUCUGGGGCACAGCAAUGACUGAAAACACCUCUGACAACAGGGAAAAGUUUAUCCGAACCACUCUAAGGGAGUUACUGGUCUAUAUAAUGUUCCUGGUGGACAUUUGUCUCUUGACAUACGGUAUGACCAGCUCAAGCACCUACUAUUUCACCAAAGCUAUGACGGACCUCUUUGUGAACACAGCCAGUGAGGGUGGGGUUAAGUUCCAGUCCAUUGGCACCAUGGCUGACUUCUGGACGUACACACAGGGUCCAUUACUGGAUGGCCUCUACUGGACAAAAUGGUACAAUAACCAGUCACUGAAUAACGGAGACCAAUCUUUCAUCUACUAUGAGAACCUGCUGCUGGGGGUUCCCAGGAUGAGGCAGAUCAAGAUCAAGAACAACUCCUGUAAGGUCCACGAGGACUUCAGAGACGAGAUCAUGGGAUGCUUCGACGUGUACAACGAGAUCAAAGAGGAUGACCACAACUUCGGCCUCAUCAAUGGCACCGCCUGGACCUACCACACCGAAAAAGACAUCAAAGGUUCCUCUUACUGGGGUUUGCUGACCACCUACAGUGGAGCAGGGUACUACCAAGACCUGGGUCGCACCAAAGAGGAGAGCGCCGACAUGCUGAUGGAACUGGUGGACAACCUUUGGCUGGACCGCGGCACCAGAGCGGUCUUUGUCGACUUCUCCACUUACAACGCAAACAUCAACAUGUUCUGCGUUGUCAGGUUGGUGGUGGAGUUUCCUGCGACUGGGGGGGCAAUCCCUUCCUACCAGAUCAGAACAGUCAGGCUGAUUCGAUACAUCACCUACUGGGAUUACUUCAUCCUCGGCUGUGAGUUGCUGUUCUGUGUGUUCAUCCUCUACUACAUCGUGGAGGAGAUACUCGAGCUGCGGAUACACAAAUUCUCCUAUUUCAACAGCAUCUGGAACAUACUGGAUAUUGUGGUCAUACUGCUCGCCAUCGUUGCAAUCAUCUUUAACAUUUUCCGAACAAUCAAAGUAGACAGCUUGCUUGGCAAGCUGUUAGAACAGCCUGAUAUCUACGCUGACUUUGAAUUUCUGGCGUUCUGGCAAACACAGUAUAACAACAUGAACGCAGUCAACUUGUUCUUUGCAUGGAUCAAGAUUUUCAAGUACAUCAGUUUCAAUAAGACCAUGACGCAGCUGUCCACCACUCUGGGUCGCUGUGCUAAAGACAUCUUUGGAUUUGCCAUCAUGUUCUUUAUUGUCUUCUUUGCCUAUGCUCAACUUGGCUAUCUACUCUUUGGAACAGAGGUUGAAUCUUUCAGCACCUUCGUGAAGUGCAUCUUCACUCAGUUCAGAAUCAUCCUCGGAGACUUUGACUAUGACGCUAUCGACCGCGCCAACAGAGUUCUUGGGCCAAUCUACUUUGUUACCUAUGUGUUCUUUGUAUUCUUUGUUCUCCUGAACAUGUUUCUGGCCAUCAUAAAUGAUACAUAUUCAGAGGUUAAAGAGGAACUGUCAUCCCAAAAAGAUGACCUACAAAUCACUGACAUCAUCAAACAGAGCUACAUGAAGACGAUCAUGAGGUUGAAGCUAAAAAAAGAGAAGAUAUCAGAUGUACAGAAGGCUCUGCAAUCUGGAUCUGGGGAAAUUGAAUUCAAGGACUUCAGAGAAACGCUGAAGGAGAUGGGUCAUAGUGAUCAUGAAAUAUCUGCAGCCUUCUCACAGUUUGACCACGAUGGGAAUCAAAUUCUAGAUGCAGAGGAACAACAGAGAAUGAAAAAAGAGCUGGCGGAAAAGAGGGAUGCUCUCAAUGCUGAACUCAACAAUCUUGGACAGAAUUAUGGGAAGGAUUUACCGGAAAAACCUUCUGUAACAUUUAACGAGCAAAAGGGCGACUCUGGUAAAACUUUUGUGAAUCAGGAAGAGUUUCUCAGACUGGCCUCACAGGUGCUCAACAUUGAAAGUUCCAUGGCAAGCAUCACAUCCAGGAUUGAGCUGAUCAUGGACAAACUGGGACAACAUGAAAAAGCUAAAGCUAUGAAAACAGCCCCAAUGAUGCUUGUCGCCAAUAACAAAAGUGGCAACUCAGCCUCUGAUAGCCAAGUCAUGGUUCAUGUGGACAGAGCAACCAAAGCUGAGAUGUCCUCCAGGAAACCAGCAGCUCGGACCAGCUCCUCCUUCAACUCUAACAUGUGAUCCGCCUCCGAGUCUCAUCUUUAACCCCACUGACACAACCCCCCCCUGAAGCCUCACAAACCUCCUUUAGCCCAUGUCAGUUCAGUGAGAAGUGUAUCCCUGAGCUUGAAAAGAUAGUGACAUUCAAAGAGCCACUGUUCCCGUGGAAACGUGUAAAUGCUGUCUAAAUGUCUCUAAAGGUCUUUGCUUACUAGGCGCCUGAUCUUAACAACUGGCUCAAACGUACGCACAGAUAGAUGUAUAAGCGGCUACCCUUGUGAGAUGCUAAUGUAAAUCUAUGUACUAUUAGUUUUGCAAAAUAAAUCUAUAUUCAACAAUAUGUUUAGCAAUAUAGAAAAGAUGUUAUCAAAGGUAUAAAAUAUAAUUUAUGUACUUCUGCCAAAUGCCAAGUUGUAAGUAAGCUAAGUUGCUUUGCUUCAGUCCCACAAUGGUGAGAAGUCUUCAUUUUCUCUCGUCUGUCUCUUAGAUUUCAUCGUUUCGUGAUUGAGAUACUAUUGACCAAUCCAUUGAUGCUCAGAUCCGAUGCUGGAAAUAAAAUAGAUACAUUUAAAAAAUGUACUUGUAAAUAAAUG
Menidia menidia (Atlantic silverside) is the source of this 3060-nucleotide messenger RNA. NCBI's taxonomy places the organism in Eukaryota, Metazoa, Chordata, Actinopteri, Atheriniformes, Atherinopsidae. The record is from the annotation of a GenBank genome assembly.